Messenger RNA from Dermatophagoides farinae (American house dust mite), 3256 nucleotides. NCBI's taxonomy places the organism in Eukaryota, Metazoa, Arthropoda, Arachnida, Sarcoptiformes, Pyroglyphidae. The record is from RefSeq and is a predicted model, not a curated record.
UUCAUCAUCAACAACAACAAAAACAGCCAUGUUUCGUUGUCAAACAAAACAUUUGCUCACUGGUGAAAUAAAACAAAGUGCCAAUUAUGGACGACUUAUUGUCACUGAUGCUCAAUCACGAAUGCCACCAAAAAUUAUCGCUACAAUAGGCUAUAAUAAUAAUAAUGGUGGUGUUAAUAGUCCAACUAAUAAAAAUUUCGGUUAUAAUCGAAAACAAAAAGUGAUAGCCAAUUUUGGUGAUAUUAUCGAGCUACCAUGUUUAGUACAAGCUAAUCCUUGGCCAACAUUCACCUGGUAUCGAAUGAAUCAUAAUAAUAAAUAUUCAUCAAUUACACAACCAACAAAAUUUAAUGAUCCACAACAUCAAUCAUCAUCAUCAUUGUUAACGCCUAUAUUGAGUGGCGCAAAAAAAAUUAUUCAAAUUGAUAGUUCAUUAUUUAUACACGAUGUGUCGCUACUGGACAGUGGAAUAUAUGUGUGUAUUGCAAAUAAUUCACUUGGCCAAGAUCGUAUUGAAACCGAAUUGAUUGUUAAAGCACCAUUACAUGUUCAAAUAAUACCAUCGAUCAUCAAGGCAAUCGAUGGUGAUACCAUCGAAUUUAAUUGUACCAUAUCAACUGGAAGUCGUAAUAUAAAUAUUGAUGAUGGAAAUUCAUUAAUCGAUCGUAUACGUUGGUAUCAUAAUACACAAUUAUUAACAAUGAUGAUUCCGUCCACAUCAUCAUCGACAACGAUUCUGCAGGAGAAUUUGGAUUCUAGAUAUCGUUUUCUUGAUCAUGAUCAUAUACUACAAAUACGUAAUGUUGGUCGUGAAGAUAAAGGAAUGUUUCAAUGUAUCGUCAGUAAUGAAUUUGAAUCGAUUCAAGCUACUGGUGAAUUAUCGUUGGUUGAUGAUCCACCAUCGUUUGUAUCCGUAUUCAACAUUGCUGAACCAUUAAGGCCAGGCAAAUCACUUUCAUUGAAAUGUUCAGCAAUCGGUACACCAUUACCACAAAUUAUUUGGACAUUAGAUGGUCAAACUUUACAAGAACAUGGCCGAAUCAGAGUUGGUGAUUAUGUUAGUGCCGAUAAUGUUGUGAAUAGUUUUGUCAAUAUAACCUCAUUACGAAGUGAAGAUGGUGGCAUUUAUUCAUGUACAGCAUCAAAUGAUAUCCAUUCUAUAAGUCAUUCAAGCCGUAUCAAUGUUUUUGGUGCUGCAUCAGUUCGUUCGAUGAAAAAUUUCACUGCCAUUGCUGGGCAUAAUCUUCAAUUACAUUGUCCAGCCGCUGGAUAUCCAAUAGAAUCGAUUGAAUGGUAUAAAAAGUCUACGAAUCAUAUGAACGAUAUUCAUCAAUCAUCAAUCAAUCGUUUGCCACAAAAUCAUCGACAAAAAACAUUUCCAAAUGGAACAUUGAUUAUUGAACGUAUUGAACGUGGAUCAGAUGACGGUGAAUAUCGUUGCCAAGUAACAAGUGAAUCAAAUGUGGCUAGUGCUGACACUUUUAUACGGGUACUAGUUGCACCAUUGAUAAAUCCAUUUCAUUCACCGCCAAAUCUCCGUGAAGGAAUGCGUGUAAUGCUUACCUGUUCAGUGGUUGAAGGUGAUCCACCAUUAAUGAUUCAAUUCCUUAAAGAUGGUAUACCUAUUUCAAUGAAACAACAACAAACAACAAGUGCCUUAGUAGAAAAUCAUCAUAUGAAAUUUGAUAGAACCAAUGAUUAUUCUGCUACAUUGUUCAUCGAAUCGGUUACGAAUGAAGAUUCAGGAAAUUAUAGCUGUAUUGUAUCAAAUAAUGCAGCAAUCGCUACAUAUUCCAUUUUUAUGAAAGUGAAUGUUCCACCUAAAUGGAUUAUCAUGCCAAAAGAUAUUGAAGCCAUCGAAGGACAAAAUAUAGCCAUUGAUUGUUCGGCCACUGGUGAUUCCAGAGUAUGGUGGGAACGUGCAUAUGAAAAAUCAUUAUCACCACCAAUGCAUUCGAAAUCGACAUUGUCAUUGAUGAAAAAUGGUGGCAAUCACAAUAUUUCGAAACAACAAUCAUCAACGAUGAAUCAUUUUCGUACGGUCGUCAGUAAUUCACACAUACAUACAGCAGAAAAUGGAAGUUUAAUAUUUCGUGAUAUUCAAUAUGAUGAUUCAGGCACUUAUCUUUGUCAGGCAAAUAAUGGUGUUGGUUCUGGUUUGAGUAAAGUAAUUAAAUUAAAAGUACAUGUUCCUGCAUAUUUUAAAAAUAAAUUUUCAUCACAAACUGUACGACAUGGUGAAUCUGUUGAAUGGAGUUGUGAAGUCAAUGGCGAACAAACGAUUGAUUUGCAAAUUUCUAAAGAUCGAAUGAUUUUAGAUUUUGUUCCUAUCAAUAAUAAUGAGGAUAAUUCGUUAAAAUCAAAUUCUGACACAAAAAUUCUUCAUUCUGAUAAUCGAUAUAAUCUGAUACGAAAAUUACAAAACGAUCAUCUUGUGUCAUAUAUCAUAAGAAUUGAUCAAGUUGAUCGUCGUGAUUCAUCGUUAUUCACCUGUGUUGCAUCAAAUCCAUAUGGAAAAGAUGAAUAUAAUUUUCAGCUGAUAGUUCAAGAGCCACCAGAACCACCGGAAAAUCUUCAUGCAUUGGAAAUUGAAAGCAGAAAUGUAGUCAUUGCAUGGUCACAACCGUAUUCUGGUAAUAGUCCAAUCGUAGCAUAUCAUGUUGAAUAUCGACUAUGGAUGGAUUCAUCGACAUCUUGGUCCAAUGUUCACCACACGUCUAAUCAAUCUACAAUUGUUGAACAUAAUACUGCUGCAAUGAUUAGUAAAUCAUUACCGCCAGGAACAAUUUAUCGUAAAACAUUACCAGGAACCGAAACAUCAAUAAAUCUAAGAUCAUUACAGCCAAUGUCAACAUAUGAGAUACGAGUUCAAGCUGAAAAUCAAAUAGGUUUUGGUUCAUUUCAGCUAACACCAUUGAAAAUAAUGACAAAAGAAGAAGCACCAUCGGGACCACCAUUGAAUAUUCGAGUGUUUCCAGCCAGUGCUCAUACAUUACAGAUUUCAUUUCAACCACCUAGAUUGGAAAAUCAAAAUGGUCAAAUACUUGGCUAUUAUGUUGGUUAUAAAGCGGUGGAUUUGGAUGAACAUUUUAUGUUUAAAAAAAUUCUUGAAGAUAAUAAUCGAUCUAUUCAAAUGAAAGAGAUUAACAUUACUGAUUUACGUCGUUACUGAUUUACGUCGUGCUACUAAAUACGUGAUCAUUGUACAGGCAUUCAAUAGGAUUGGUCCUGGACCACAAUCCGAAGAAAUUGUCGG